CCAGUAAACGUCGUUAAAAUUUUAAUGCCUGAAAAUAAAAAUUUAUAAUUAUUUAAUUAAAACUAGUGAAUUUUUAUAAAUUAAUACCUUAAUAAUUACAUAAAUUUAUUUAAAUAAUGUUGAGAAGUGAUUUAGGAGAAAUACCAAGUGCUCUUCCUCAAUUUCGUGGGAACAUCUCUACAGGAUUACAUCAAACAUGUUUGUUAGGAAAAAAUUUAACAAUGGAACAAAUUCCGAUUUAUAUGUCACGACCAACACCAGCGUAUCACAAUAGAACAAUACCAGCCAUAAAUUCAUUCCAUAAAUCAGUAUCUGUUUGCAAUUCAAAUAAUUACACUGAUCGACUGAUUCCUCCACGUCGUCAACAAAAUUUUGAUGCAUCUAGAUUUAAACUUAUGAAUCAAUCACUGCCAAUGAACAAUGAAAUUAAACCAUAUCUCGAUGUCAUUGAACAGAUAAAAACAUUGGAUACUGGUUGGAAGAAGCGACUGAUGACCCAGAACUUGAAUCAGCUUGAACUAUUUAAAAGGAUGAAUAGUCAGAGAAUUUUGAAUUUUAAUACCAAACCACCAGUAUUUUCAACUGACUGUUACAAAUCGUGUGUCAAUGUUAAUAAAAAAAAAAGUGUCAUUCAAAAUUCGUCGUUUGAUGGGGUUUGGAAAGCUAAAUCUCGUAACAAACCUCUGCUAAAAUAUUGGGAGACUGCUGUCGAAUUAUCUGGAUACAAUCAUUUUCCAAGUCGUGGAGUGGUUGAUUGGAGUGAAAAAAAUAUUAUUAUGGUUGCAGUUGAGCAAGAAAUACUUCUUUUUAAAGAUACAUGUGUUACCAAGAGCCCGUCAGCGAUAGUAAACAUUGAGCCUACAAAUAUUGGCACAGCAAAAAUUCGCUGUGUCAAAUGGAAUUAUUUUGGCGAUUGUUUUUUAAUGUAUUCAGAGUCGUUGAAAUUGUGCUGCUAUGAUGUCUCAUCAUCAAAAGUUAUUUGGAAGCACAAUUGUGUGUGUUCACGUUGUGUAAUUCGUUGUAUCGCUUGGACUCAUUCGGAUCGUCAAGUAGUCAUAGGAUGUAACGAUGGAAGAGUGUGUAUCUUUAAUAUUUCUGGAUCAAAUGCUGAGCUAAUCGAUUAUGCUUCAGUACACCAAGGGAUAAUUUUGGAUUUGGUAAUAUCACCAAAUGAUGACUUUUUAGCCACUACGGGAACAGAUAAAAAUAUACGUAUUUAUUUGCUCAAACAAAUGAUUCCAUAUCUUGAAAUUGGAUACUACGAUUCAUCAGAGGCAUUGGCUUGGCAUCCAUGGGAAAAAGGAAUUCUCUGUAUAGGCGGAGGGAUUGGUGAUGGAUCUUUAUCCCUCUGGGACGUCCCAAAGCAGAAGUCUCUCGAUUAUAGACGAGUUAACUUCUUAAGUCGCGUGAAACAUUUGGCCUGGAACAACCUAAGCGGAGAACUGGUUGUUGUGUGGUACUACUGGGAGGGUAGUGACACUCGUUUAACGACUAUUCCUGUUUUAGCCAGUUGGAACCAAAUCGUCGAUGCGAUAUCUAUUCAAAAAAGUACACCUUCAUUAAUAUUCAAGAAUCGUAUUGCCAACGUUAUGUGGAACCCUCAUCACACUAAAAUCGGCUUACAGACAGCCGAUCGUAUGUAUUUAUAUGAUUUUUUUGGUGAUAACGCAACUGAUUGGAAAGAAGAUCAUAAAAAAAGUAAAAUACGUCCUGCUGGUCAGAAAAGUAUUUUUGAUCUUAAUUGUAUACGAUAAUCCCAUGUAGAUAUAAUUUAUUUAAAGAUAUAUUAAUAUUUUAUUUACUAUUACUAUUAAAAAAGUUUUUAAUUUAGGUUUUUAUAUUAAUAAAAGUCGAUUUUAUUAAUUAAAUAAUGUGAUAUGGUGAUAUGCCAAAAAUGAAAAUAAUUUUUAAGUACUUUGCUACCUUGUCUAUGUAAUUAUUUAAAUAUCCUUUAGGCUAAAAAGAUUUAAGAAUUUGCCAGAGUGUGCUGGUCUACGUAGUAUCUCGUCAUGCUGACAACCUUCAAACGAGUCUAUUAAUUCAACUCUGCAUAUAUGUCUGUCUAUACGUCAAUCUCUUUUUUCAAGCUCAUCUAAAUCUUUUUUUUUCUAUUGGAUUUAGCUCCUUGUAAAACUUAAAUAUUGAGCUAUUGAUUGUACAAAACCUGUCGCAGUAAACAAUAUAUUUACUUUUUAUCAUUACACUCACGUAGUUUAUAGAAAUUUUAUGUGUUGAUGAUCUUAAUAAUUUAUAUUUUUAAACUUUUCUUAUUGAUCGUACUAAAGUAAUAAAAAAGAAAAAAAGACAACAAUUACACACACAAAAGUGCAUUCUUUGAAAGUAAAGAGACAGAAAUAAGAUGCCUACUCUACUAUUCUUUGGUUUUGUUGGUAAAUAUAUAAUAUAUAUAGAGUCUCUCAUUAUCUAAGAGCAUUUAUCAUGGAGACAGUCAGCACACCAGCACACUUUACCAUUUAUCACUGAACGCAAACGUCUUUUUCUCAAUUUAUUUUUAUAUAUUAUUAUUAAAUAUAUAAUAAAGUAAUCUCUACUUCAGUAGCUCACAUGCACCUUGAUUAAUAUGUAAACAGAUAAAUUUUCUGAGAUAGGUAUUUCUCUAAUGUAAACCUGCCUCGAGUAAUUCGUUGUUUGGUUAUAUAUAUAUGUAUGAUAAUUUAAAAAAUAUUUAGUAAAAAAGUGGUUGAAAAAAAUCUCAAUAUGUAUUAAUAUAUCUGUAUUCAUUAUUUUUUACUACAGUAGAUUAAA
Molecule: messenger RNA, 2766 nt
Organism: Microplitis mediator
Lineage: Eukaryota; Metazoa; Arthropoda; Insecta; Hymenoptera; Braconidae
Product: protein cortex-like
Exons: 7
Coding region: 117-1754 (545 amino acids)
Biological process (GO): anaphase-promoting complex-dependent catabolic process; positive regulation of ubiquitin protein ligase activity; positive regulation of anaphase-promoting complex-dependent catabolic process
Cellular component (GO): anaphase-promoting complex
Molecular function (GO): protein binding; ubiquitin ligase activator activity; anaphase-promoting complex binding
Source: RefSeq, a predicted model, not a curated record